AUGUUAUUGUUUUAUCUAAUUUUUUUCUUAUUCUCGAAUCGAAUUCAUGCAAGAAAUGAUAGUACGGAAUUUAUACCAAAACUUGAAGAUUUAUAUCCAUUACCUAAUAAUGAUCAAAUCGAAAUAAUUGCUGCUCAAUUUCAUCAAAAUCCGAAUUGGGAACAAGGAAAUAUGCCUAUGUCAUUAACUGAAGUUGAAGAAACAACACCAAAUCAACCUAUAUCUCGAGAACCGCAAAACAGACCAGGAAUAUAUAAAACAGGUCAUAAUUAUCGUCCUGGAGAAAUGCAUCCAUAUCGUAUUGAUCAUUAUGGUGUUCAUCCUCAUUCGAAACAUCAUAUAUUUUUCGUUCGACAUGGAGUAUAUUUCUAUACAGAAGAUGAACCAAAUGCACAUUUACUUCGUUAUGGAAAAUAUCAAGCUCGUAUGGCAGGUUAUAAAAUCAAUCAAAUAAUACAUGGAUUAAUACAAAGAUUAGGUCCUUUGACAAAACCAAUUAAAUUAGUAUCAAGUACACAAACACGUGCAAUUGAAACUCUUUAUAAUAUUCGUUUACAACUUAGUAAUAAUCUUCAAUUUGAAACAACAUUUAUUCAAGAUACUGGUCUUAGUGAAUGCGUUGAUUCAGCUAAACAACGUGUUCGUUGGCUUUAUUUUGUUCGUGAAUAUUUACAACCACUUAAAUCAAAUCAACCUGAACAUUCAAUAACAAUUAUAGCUAGUCAUGGAAAUAUUUUAACAGCGUUUAAUCAUAUUAUUAAAAAUUUUCUUCUUAGACGAAGACCUCCGGCAACAUUUCCAACAUUUGAUCUUCCUCAAGGAACUGGUUUAGCACAUGGUGAUACAUUGUAUUAUUCUUCUAAUGGAGCACAACCAAUUCAGUUACAACAGAUUAUUCAUAUGAAUGAAAUUCCAAUAACGGUCAAUCAUGCACACUUAAGAAAAGAUUUUUAUUAUGAAUGGGCUGCUAUGCAUCAAUGCAGAUCGUAUCAUGGUCGUGCCAAUAUGAGAAAUUAUAUUCAAGCAGGUCUCAUUGAUAAUAUAUUUGGUAAAGAUUAUUUUCAAAAUAAAAUGAAAAACUAUGAAAGUAUUGUUUAUAUGGAAUUAAAAUAUGAAUAUGCUACACAUAUAUUACCUAUGAUGUUGUAUACAUGUCGUAGUUAUCUUUAUCGUCUACCUUUUAUUCAAGCAAAUACAGAUUUUGAAUCAUUUAAUCGUUUAAUGUCACCUAUACCUGUUCCAGCAACACUACAAGAACAAAGUUCAAGAUUAACAAUACCAUUAUAUCAAUUUAGUGCAUAUGGUAUGCCAUUUCGAGUCGAUAAUCGUAUACAAAAGUUUCGAAAAAAUCCAAUAAUAAGUCGACAAUAUGUUUCACCUGAUAGUGUUCAUCCAGAAUCACGUGAUGAAAAAACAUCAUAUUUAACACGUCUUGGUAUUAAUCAAAUACGUGGUAUUAUGUCACAAAUACAUCAUAUCAUUCAUUUACAUAAAGAAAAAUUACCUGAAGACGGUCAUAUAUUUCCAGUGACUAUAGCAGCUGAUCCAACAAUUCAAUCAGCUGAAUCAUGUUUUCAUGUGCGAAGUCUUUUACUCAGUGCUAACUAUACGGUAUCAGAACAAGUUACUGAUCUUGGACUUCAAUAUAAUUACUUUGGAAAAAAAACUACGGCUGAUAUGAUUGAUUUUCAACGAGUACAAGCUCUUUAUAUGUUACGUCAUUAUCUUAUACCAGAUGAAACUGAUUCAAAACGUCCAUCAUUACAAGUUCAUAUUUUGUGUGGUGAUGGUCGUUUAUUUACAGCAUUUCGUCAAGAAAUGGCUUUAAAUAAUCUUCUUAUUGAACCACAUCAAAGAUUUUCAACACUUAGUGAUCCUUAUUAUAAUGCAUUGAAACAUGGCAAUGCAUUAUUCUUUGAAGCUAUUGGUCAUGAACUAUUAAAACUUCAUAAUGCUUUAGAUUUACUAGGAUCAAGAAAUAUAUCUGAUGAACAAAGAAUAGCAACGGAUCAACCACUUCAAUUGACAGCACUUGAUUUACAAUAUUGGUUUCGAAGUCGAUAUGGUCCUUGUACAUUAGAUUAUUUUCUUCAAAAUAAAGAAACCUUAUCAUUAUCAGUCACCAAUACAGGUUCCAUGUAUCAAAAAUAUAUUGCUCGAAUAAUUCGAAAAGAAUGGAAUCCAUAUCUUGCUGGUAGAUUAUUUAUUUAUUCAUGUCGUCUUCAACUUACAUUAACAAGUGGUUCUAAUCAAUGUGAACAACAACAAGCAGCAGGAGCCGGAGCUAUUGCAAAUGAAGCUGUUGCCCAAUGUCGAGAGCAAAAUACAGCUAGAGGAGGACCUUUUGGAAAUUGUAGCUAA
This is a messenger RNA of Rotaria sp. Silwood1, 2361 nucleotides long. NCBI's taxonomy places the organism in Eukaryota, Metazoa, Rotifera, Eurotatoria, Philodinida, Philodinidae. The record is from the annotation of a GenBank genome assembly.